Molecule: messenger RNA, 2205 nt
Organism: Daucus carota subsp. sativus
Lineage: Eukaryota; Viridiplantae; Streptophyta; Magnoliopsida; Apiales; Apiaceae
Product: protein SABRE
Exons: 11
Coding region: 70-2043 (657 amino acids)
Source: RefSeq, a predicted model, not a curated record
AAACAAAUAUGACUGCAGGUGAAGCCCUUGAAAGAGCUAGCUUUUAAUUCACAAAAUAUAACCGCGACGAUGACAUCUCGUCAGUUUCAGGUCAUGCUUGAUGUCUUGACCCAUCUUUUAUUCGCUCGGUUUCCCAAGCCUCCGAGAGGCAAUUUAUUUCAGGAUGACGAAGAUGUGGAGGAGGAAGCAGAUGCGGUGGUACCUGAUGGUGUGGAAGAAGUUGAACUGGCAAGAGUGAACCUCGAACAGAAAGAAAGAAUGCACAAGCUGCUCCUUGAUGACAUCAAGAAAUUGUCCCUCUGUAAUAACGGUACUGUCGAGAAAGAUUUAGAGAAGGAUGGUAAUUUUUGGAUGAUCACUGGUGGAACAGCGGCAUUGGUGCAAAGACUAAAUAAAGAGCUUGUAGAUGCAAAGAAGUCUAGAAAAGAGGCAUCUGCUUCUUUGAGGGUGACUCUGAAAGAGGCUGCACAAAUACGGCUACUGGAGAAAGAGAAGAACAAAAGUCCAUCUUAUGCAAUGCGCAUCUCUAUGCAGAUGACUAAAGUGGUCUGGGGAAUGCUUGUGGAUGGAAAAACUUUCGCUGAAGCUGAGAUCAAUGAUAUGAUCUAUGAUUAUGACAGAGAUUACAAAGAUAUUGGUGUCUCUAGGUUCACUACCAAAUUUUUUGUUGUGAGGAACUGUCUACCAAAUGCCAAGUCUGAUAUGGUACUGUCAGCAUGGAAUCCUCCGUCCGAAUGGGGAAAAAAGGUGAUGCUUGGAGUCGAUGCAAGACAGGGAGCUCCAAAGGAUGGAGAUUCUCCUAUAGAACUGUUCCAGGCUGAAAUUUACCCUUUAAAGAUAUAUUUGGCAGAGACUAUGUACAAAAUGAUAUGGGGGUACUUAUUUCCAGAAGAAAAACAAGACUCACAGCGGCGGCAGGAAGUUUGGAAGGUUUCAACUGCUGCUGGAUCCAGACGACACAAGAAAGAUGCUGAUAUUUCUAAAUCAGGAGCUUCUGCUGCCCCUUCAAACUCUGCCAACAAUCAGCCUUCAGCCUCCUCUGAAUCAUCCCAAGCAUCAAAGUUUCUAAGCUCGAAAUCUAAUCCUGCUACAGGCUCAAACAGAGAGCUAAGACGAACAUCUUCGUUUGACAGAUCAUGGGAAGAAACAGUUGCAGAGUCAGUAGCGAAUGAACUUGUACUACAGGCUCAUUCGUCAAGUUUGUCGUCAUCAAAAACGGCACAUCUUAGUGUUGAUCAAGAUGAACCUUCGAGAAGUAAAUUAAAGGAAUCCAAGCCCUCCAAAUCUGGUCGUCCUUCUCAAGACGAUAAAAAGGUGGGGAAGCCUCAGGAUGAGAAAAAACCCAGUCCUCGGAAAUUAAAGGAGUUUCGUAAUAUCCAUAUCAGUCAGGUUGAGCUUCUGAUAAGUUAUGAAGGCUCCAGAUUUUCUGUGAGUGAUCUAAGGUUGUUAAUGGACGAAUUCCGUCGAGAAGAAUUCACAGGCACAUGGGGGAGACUCUUCUCAAGAAUUAAGAAGCAUAUUGUUUGGAGUGUUCUCAAGUCAUUCACCGGAAUGCAGGGUAAAAAGUUUAAAGACAAAUCACAGAGUCAGAGAGAAGUCAUUGCGGCUAGUGUAGCUGAAAAUGAUCCCAGUUUAAGCGAUGUUGAAGGUCUUUCGACAGGAAACCCUGAGCAGUUAGCCUGGCCUAGACGUCCUACUGAUGGAGCAGGUGAUGGAUUUGUUACCUCCAUAAGGGGUCUUUUUGGUACCCAACGCCGCAAGGCCAAGGCCUUUGUGCUUCGGACAAUGAGGGGUGAAGCAGAUAGCAAACAACAAGGUGAGUGGAGCGAUAAUGAUGCAGAGUUCUCUCCGUAUGCUAGGCAAUUAACGAUAAACAAAACCAAGAAGCUUAUUAGACGUCACACAAAGAAGUUGCGCUCCAAAGGGCAGAAAGGUAUGCCUUUUCAGAAGACAGAUGCACCUUCGUCGCCAGCAGGAGAGAUUUCACCAGUUGGAAGCGAUUCAUCUAGUGGAUCCUCCUCCUUUGGGGACUUCUAUGAAUAGAAAAGCUCGAGCGAUCUCAAGAUCAUAUAUAACUGACCAUUGUUAGUUUUUACUGCACUUCCAGUGUCACAUGGUUUUGUUAAAUUGUGUGGUUCUUUAACUCAACAAGAUAUGUUCUGCAGUAAAUUUAAUUAACACGACCCAAAAGACUGUUGUAUCCAG